AUGGGUAAUAAUACUUCAAUUCAACAACAGAAUUUACAAUAUCAUGGUGGUAAUGGUAAUAAUGGUCAUAUACUGAAUAAUAAAAAUGUAAGAAAGUCAACAGCUUCCUCAUCGGUAAAUAAGGAGAGUCCGACUUCUAAUGCUCAAAUCAGGAAAUCAACUGCAACUAGUAAACAUAAUCACCAAUCAUUAGAUGAUGAAUUUAGUGAUUUAAUUUUACAUCAAGUGAUCAACAAGGGGAAUAAUAAUUCCAACAACAAUAAUAAUAAUAAUAACGAAAAGAAAGAUCAAUUUUCAAAUGAUUUAAUUGAAGAUGAAUUUAAUGAAUUAAAUGAAAAGUUGGUGGAGACUGAAUCAACAUCAUUACUGAGAAAUAUAAUUCCUGAAAACAACAACAAGAGAAUGCAUGAUGAAGAUUAUGAUGAUAACUAUAUGGAUAUAGAUGAAGACUAUCCAAAUGAAUCCAAUAUUUUCCCUGACGAGUUUGAAACGGAAAGAUCUAAUCAAACACCCACUCCAGAUUUAACAAAAGUUGAUUUCACCAAAAUAACAAAUAACAAUAAUAAUAUCAAGAAUGAUUAUUUUAAUCAAAAAACGCCAGCACCUGCACAGACUCAAUCAGCUGCUUCUAUUGCCAGGGCAGCUUCUCAUACACCAUCACCAAGGAUAAUUGAACACAAUCAAAAUCAAAAUCAAAAUCAAACUCAAGCUCAAAAUAUUUCAAUCCCUCCUCCUACGAAAAAAAGAAAUACUGGCUCAAUGCUAAUUCCAAUUGAAAUUAAAUGGGUAAAUACAAAUAAAGAAUUCAUUUCAAAAAUUUCCAUAAUUGGUUCAUUUUCAAAUUGGAGAGAUGUUAUAAAAUUAAAUCCCCUGAUGCAACAUCCAAAUGAAUAUACAACAACUUUGAUAUUACCAUUAGGUGUGCAUAAAUUGUUAUAUAUUAUCAAUAAUGAAUAUAGGGUUUCUGAUCAAUUACCAACCGCAACAGAUCAAGAAGGUUUAUUUUUUAAUUGGUUUGAAGUGAUUGAUGAUACACAUCUUUUUAAUCACUCGUCAAAUCAAAGCACACACAUUGGUGCUUCAUCAGAAUAUGAUGCCAACAUCAUACCACUGGAUAGUAUUAGUAGUUUCUAUUAUCCUAGACAAGCAGGUAAAUAUGAAACAGAUAAAAUUCAAGAAAAAUCAAUGGAUUUAUUGCAUAAAAUUUCAAAAGAAAAUUCAUCACAAUUUGAACAUGUUGAAUAUUAUGAAAAUAAUUCAAAUACAACAAAUUCACAACCUGAAACACCAUUGGAAGAACCAGAACAAGAAUCGCCAUUAUUACAUCCACAAACAUCACAACUUAAUUCCUCUUCAUAUCAAUAUUCAAAUGAAAUUCCUGAAAUGUUUAUAAAUUAUGAUUAUUUUAAAUUCAAACCGCAAGAUUAUGAAUUACCUGAACCACCACAAUUACCACCACAUUUAAACAAUGUUUUGUUGAAUAAAAUAAGCUCUUCAUCAAACUCAAAUUCGAACAUAAGUUCAAAUUCCAAUUUGAUACCUUCAAAUUUUAAUAAUAACACUGUAACAGGCACUACACAAACUUAUUCUCAUAAAAGACCACCGUUAAGAAGAGCUGAUAGUUCGUAUUAUGCAAGUAAUAAAGAGGCUUAUCAUUUAUCAAUUCCAAAUCAUGUCAUAUUGAAUCAUUUAAUGACCACUAGUAUCAAAAAUGAUGUUUUAACAGUGGCUUGUAUUACUAGAUAUUCUGGGAAAUUUGUAACUCAAAUAAUGCAUUCUCCGGCUGACACAAAUAAUAAAUAA
Insectozyma verbasci is the source of this 1803-nucleotide messenger RNA. The record is from the annotation of a GenBank genome assembly. Lineage: Eukaryota; Fungi; Ascomycota; Pichiomycetes; Serinales; Debaryomycetaceae.